Cephus cinctus (wheat stem sawfly) is the source of this 2308-nucleotide messenger RNA. Its product is annotated as muscle M-line assembly protein unc-89-like. Bases 68 to 1783 code for a protein of 571 amino acids. NCBI's taxonomy places the organism in Eukaryota, Metazoa, Arthropoda, Insecta, Hymenoptera, Cephidae. The record is from RefSeq and is a predicted model, not a curated record. The transcript has a single exon.
AGGCGUAAACCUCGAAAAGGUAAUUCUAGAGGGGGUUUUUUACGUGCUAGAAGGAUUAGCGGCACCCAUGGUCAUGGGUAUGGACAUGUUAAGAAAGUACGGAAUAGACAUAAUGCUGUCAAAUCAAUUGCUAAAGAUAACGUCGUUAGGAAUAAACAUUCCAAUUUAUGUAUACAGUAAGCCACAAGAUAGUAGCGAUGAAUACAACUGUCAAGUAGUUAGCUUGAACAUGAUGCGAACGGAUAGCGUUGAUUUACAGGAAGUCAAAGACGAGAUGAACCUGAGCGCGGAAGAUUUGAUUCUGAGAAAGCAGAAUGAAUUAUGUAACAAAAUUUUGCGAAGCAGGGGUAUCUUAGCAGACGAACGACCGGAGGAACUGACAGGUCCAAAGUUAAAAACGGUAGUACUGAAUAAGACGCGUAAGAUAUGCGAAAACAACAUGGUAAUUUUACCCGGAAACAUGCGAGCGAAUAUUGAUAAAACCCGCGAUAACGACUAUUUAUCAUCUGAUAAAGAUGAAGAAAUUAUAACGGUGGAUGACUGUAACAACAAUGUAACAGAACUGAAGUCGGUAAAAACUGAAUUGGUUAGUCGAGACACGGGAUUCCAAAUUUUAAGAGAUAUAUCAAUCGACGCGAGUGAAAUGGAAAGGGUUAAAUUAAAUUCGCCAUUAUUCCUAAAACCAUUGGAGGAUGAACUAAGUGCGCGAACGUCCAUUGAGAACCGCAAGAGGAAACGUGAAAUGGAAUCAACGAUGCACCACUGGGAGUCCGAGAGUGGGGAUGAGGCGGAGCCAGCGGAGCGACGCUGCGCAAAGCGCUGCGCAGUAGGCGACCGAGGAGACGAGCUGAAGCCAGCGAACGUGCUAGUCAGUCGACAGCGGUACACCGAAGUGACAACAAGCAAAGAAGCAGCAAUCAAUCCUGACAUGGAGGAUGAGCUUGAGAGGACUAGAGCCGAGCAGGCUGAACUUCAAGAAAAGCUAUUGGAGGUUCAAACGGAGACCAACGAGCAAAUUAAAUUGCUGAUAGCGGAGGCCACCAGAACUCUGGAGCGAGUGAAGGCUAGGAAGCUCAUUCAGGAGAAGUACAACGCGGCAUGCCUAAAGGAUGUCCAGAAGGCAUACCAAGCUGCCGUGAAGAGGAAUAUUGAGGGAAUUUCCUUAUCAAAAAAGGGAAAAAGAACAACGGCAACCAAACCAAAGGGGAAAGCCGAGUCAGAGAAGACAGCCGUCCAGGAAGGAGGCCAAGAAACUCAACUGACAGAUGACAUGUGCCCGAUGGUAAAGCUGAAUCGAAUUCGGACCAGGAGCCAGGAUUCUACCUUGGGAGAUGAGAUUCUACCAACAAAGGAGGAGAAGGAAGCCAGUCCGACCAAGGAACUCGAGCACAUGCAAGCCAGUCCGACCAAGGAACUCGAGUACAAGGAAGCUAGUCCGACCAAGGAACUCGAGCACAAGGAAGCUAGUCCGACCAAGGAACUCGAACACGAGGAAGCCAGUCCGACCAAGGAACUCGAGCACGAGGAAGCCAGUCCGACCAAGAAAUUCGAGCAUGAGGAAGCCAGUUCGUCCGAGGAACUCGAGCACCAGGAACCAGAGCAGGAACCGGAAUACAUCCAGCGGGAUAAUCCACGGUACCAACUGAGGAGGAUUCCAGUGAAGCCGAAGGUGCUGUCAAUGGAAAUUUUGGACAAGGCUGAUCAUGUAAUUCUGCAAGAAAAUAGGGUGACACCCUUAAAGAUACGGGUCAAGGACCGCCCUCCGUGGGACAGCCGAAUCUAGGAGGACCAGGAAUUCUCUAAGGGCAGAGAGUUACCACUAGGCCUACCAAUCCGGUCACAACCUAACCUAACCUGGCAACCGGUAGCGAUGAAUCCCAAUUUCCAGAUAUUGCCAUUUCCUGCACGGAAUCAUUGGUGCCUGAUAGGACCAAUCGUGUGCUUAUCAUUAGCAUAAGAUCCUAUAGAUUAUAAGUUUAUCUGGAAAGACCUACCUUUUGGAAGCCAUGCCGAGCCAAAUGACGAGAGGACGAAGUCUCAAAAGUCAAUGGAACAUGCGAUGGUAGACUUCCAAUGAAAGGGUAUAACAAGUUAUGUUAAUUAUAUAAGUCAAAGUUUAUUUAAAUUGUUUGAAUUAAUUAAUAUAGCUUCACGUUUGUAAGAGACAGUAUACAAUACUUGGAAAAGACAGUAGUAAGGUUCUAUUGUUGUUACAUACUUACCUGAAAUUAAAGCAGAUCAGCUGUUCAAGGAAAUAGCAUAGACAGAGCUUAAAGAGUGAUAGAGCAUUCCUUGGACUUAAAGUAUU